UCACAGACCAAGAUGGCGGCGGAGCGGACAGCCGGCCCCUCACGGACCGACUAGAGAAGCUUCUCGCGGCCGGACAGCAGCGACUCCCGUCCGGGACCAGGACACCGACAGACUGACAGCCGACAGCCGGCAUCGGCCGCCUCAACCGUUUGUUCUUCCUUUUCCUCCCGUUACCGACACCGGUGUGAUGAGACAGCGCCGGUAGACGACACCGGAGUGGGGUUGUGCGUGACGUCCACAAGCGGGGCAGCCGGUGGGGAUGGGCGAUGCUGGAGGACAGAGGCCCCCGUGUAGCGGACUACUUUGUGGUGGCGGGCCUGACGGACCCGUCCACGCCGCUGGACCAGGAGAUCCGCUUUGACGACGUCUGCCACAAGACGGCCAAGCCGCGGGCGCCCAUCACCGACGUGGCGGUGGUGAUCCGCUCGCUGGGCGAGGAGGCGCCGCCGGGGUUCACCUGCGUGGAGGAGACGCCGAGCGGCCACUCGGCCGACCUCAACAACGGCGGCCUCAUGGCGCCCCAGAUCUUCCUGUGCUACAGGCGGGGGCGGGACAAGCCGCCGCUCACCGACCUGGGCGUGCUGUACGAGUGGAAGGAGCGCCUGAUGACGGGCUGCCAGCUCAUCCAGACCACGCCGGCCGGCCGCCCGGCCAACGUCAGCGGCAACUCCUCCCAGAGGAUCUACGUCACGUACCGCCGGGCGCCGGAGAGCCAGCCGCACUCCGCCCUGGCCGUCACCGACAUCUGCGUCAUCCUGCCGGGCAAAGGGGAGAUGCCGCCGCACACCUUCUGCAAGGUGGAGAAGAAUCUCAACAGCAGCAUGUGGGGCUCCACUGUGUACUUGUGUUACAAGAAGUCUGUGGCCAAAACCAACACAAUCGCCUACAAAGCAGGCCUGUUCAGCAGAUACCCAGAGGAGGACUACGAGUCCUUCCCCCUGCCGGAGUCGGUUCCCCUCUUCUGCCUCCCCAUGGGGGCCACCAUCGAGUGCUGGCCGGCCAACACCAAGUACUCCCUCCCCGUGUUCUCCACCUUCGUCCUCACCGGAGCCUCCGGAGAGAAGGUCUACGGAGCAGCCAUUCAGUUCUACGAGGCGUUCCCACCGGAGUGUCUGACCGACCUGCAGCGCUCCCAGCUGGGUCUGCUGAUCCCCAAUCCACCAAAGCCCUGCUCCUCUUCCUCCUCUUCCUCCUCCAGCCGAGCAGGCACAGCCACCGCCGCCCCACGCUCGGUCUACACCAACAAGUGCAUCUGUCUGCUCUCCCAUUGGCCGUUCUUCGACGCCUUCCGCAAGUUCCUGACGUUCCUCUACCGGUACUCCAUCUCCGGGCCGCACGCCCUGCCCAUCGAGAAGCACAUCUCUCACUUCAUGCACAAGGUGCCGUUCCCUUCCUCCCAGAGGCCUCGCAUCCUGGUGCAGCUUUCUCCUCAUGACAGUCUGAUGCUGAGCCAGCCGGUGUCGUCUCCUCUGCCCCUCAGCGGCGGGCGGUUCUCCAUGCUGCUGCAGAACCUCGGCCCGGAGAACGCCGUCACCUUGCUGGUGUUCGCCGUGACGGAGCACAAGAUCCUGGUCCACUCGCUGCGGCCCGCCGUGCUGACCAGCGUCACCGAGGCGCUGGUGUCGAUGAUCUUCCCCUUCCAUUGGCCCUGCCCCUACAUCCCUCUGUGCCCCCUGGCGCUAGCCGGCGUGCUGAGCGCCCCCUGCCCGUUCAUCGUGGGCGUGGACUCGCGCUACUUUGACCUGUACGACCCGCCGCCGGACGUGAGCUGCGUGGACCUGGACACCAACACCAUCUUCCACAAUGAAGACAAGCGAGCCGUGACGUGGAAGAUCCUCCCGAAGAAGGCCUGCAAGAACCUGAUGAACGCGCUGAGCGUUCUGUACCAGCAGCUGGUGGACGGCCAGCAGCGGCCCGACGGGCUGCUGGAGCUCAGCAUGAGCUGCUCCUCGGAGCUGAGCUGUGGGAAGAGCAUCCUCACGCUGGAGCUGGAGAUCCAGGAGGUCUUCCUGCGCUUCAUGGCGGCCAUCUUGAAAGGCUACCGCUCCUUCCUGCGCCCCAUCACCACGGCGCCCUCAGAGAAGGCCACGGACGCCAGCUCGCUCUUUGACCUGCAAGGGUUCCUGAAGAGCCGCGAUCGUUCCCACCAGAAGUUCUACUCCCUGAUGACGAAGACCCAGAUGUUCAUCCGCUUCAUCGAGGAGUGUUCCUUCGUCAGCGACAAGGACGCCAGCCUCGCCUUCUUCGACGACUGCGUGGACAAACUCUACAGCUCAGAGCGCAGCGCGGACAAGGGAGGGAAGGUGGACGGCGACAGAGCGGAGGAGACCUGGCUGAUCGAGACCGACGAGUCUCAGCGCAGCGAGCACACCGUGUUCAUCACCCCCCCCGAGCUGCCCCCCCUCCCCGGGGGGGAGGAGUACCCGCUGUGCUACAGGUACGACAGCUUCCCGGUGCUGAGCCUCGACCUCUUUGACCCCGUAGAGGGCCUGAGGACGCCGUCCUCCCGCUUCGCCGCCAAGCACAGCUGCCCCACAAGCCCCGCCCCCGUGUUCAGGCGCACCAAGCAGGAGAUCAAGUCGGCCCAGAAGAUCUCCAAGAAGAACUGGUCAGUGCCCCAGCUGUGGUCCAAGUGCCUCCUGCGCCACUGCUACGGCCUGUGGUUCAUCUGCCUGCCGGCCUACGUCAAGGUGUGCCACUCCAAGGUGCGCGCGCUGCGCAUGGCGUACGACGUCCUCCGGAAGAUGCAGGCCAAGAAGCUGCAGCCCCCCGACGAGGUGUGCUACCGGGUGCUCAUGCAGCUGUGUGGUCAGUACGGUCAGCCCGUCCUGGCCGUCAGGGUCCUGUUUGAGAUGAAGAAGGCCGGCGUGCAACCCAACGCCAUCACGUACGGCUACUACAACAAGGCGGUGUUGGAGAGCACGUGGCCCUCUAGCACCAGAGGAGGGUACUUCCUGUGGAUGAAGCUGAGGAAUGUGGUUCUGGGCGUGGCCCAGUUCAAGCGCGCCCUGCGCCGCCCCGCCCCCCCAGCCCAGAGUCCUCUGUCAGCCGGCAGUGGGCUGGACGCGUCUCACCUGGGCCCCGCCCCCCUCCCCUCGGCCCGGGUCGACCCCGCUGACGACAGGUCUAGCACAGGGGACCAAUCAGAUUUGGGUUACAACUCCUUGUCCAAGGAGGAGGUCCGGAGAGGAGAACCUCCUCAGGAGAACAAAGACGACAAGAAGGAGAGCGACUGCAGCUCCCUGUCGGAGACGGAGAGCACCAGGGGGAGUAAGGACCUCCUCCCUCAGCCGGACCAGGAGGCUCCUCCCUCUUUCCGGCCUCGCGGCAUCGUGCGCAGCAGCUGUCCGUACGACGACGCCUCCAAACCCCAGAGCUCCGUCAGCACAGGCCAGGUGGCGGGCCUCCUCUUCAUCUCCUCCCUGGAUGAGAUCGGCGAGCUGCACCCCAACGCGCUGCUCCGGAGGCACAAGAGCGCCCUGGAGGAGGAGCUGGGCCUGGGCAUGAGCCGCGGGGAGACCGACCCGGGGGAGGUCGCCGGCCGCCUCGGCGCCGACGCCAGCAUCCUCUCCGGCACCGACGCCAGGAGGAGGCCUCGCUCGCUGGCUCUGAGCGGGAUGGAGCACAGGGAGGAGGAGGAGGAGGAGGAGGAGGGGCGGGACUCCAGCGACGAGGACCGGGGCAACACGGACGGCAUUUUUGAUCUGGAGGACCUGGAUCUCGAUCGACCCGCGGCGAGCGGCGGCCGGUCCCACAAGCAGCCCGUGGAGCGCGGCGCGAAGCGCACGGGCAUCCAGACGGGCGCCGACCCGCUGUCCCUGCUGGCGGCGCAGUGUCACACGGAGCGGCCCGGCGAGGACCGGUACCCGCGGGGCGGCGAGGCCGGGACGCCGGGCGCCCGCGGGCACCUGGCCCGCGAGAUCGAUCUGUACAUGACCCACAUGGGCAGCCCGCUGAGCAGCCGCACGCCGAGCCUGGACCUGCAGGACCUCGCCGCGCCGCCGCGCCGCGCCAGCCUGCCGCACGGCUCGCCCCUCAGGGGCGCCGCGGUGACGCGCUCGCGCACCUUCCAGCCGCCGUCGCCCUGCCGCCCUGUCCCGCGCCAGCGCCUGCUGUCCUCGCCGUCCUGCCGCAGCUCCGGCGCCACCACGCCCAGCGCCAGCCCCCGGCCCAGCCCCCUCAGGUCGCCGUCGCCCUCCUCCUCGUCCUUCGCUCUGGACACUUUGCUCACGCCGUCGCUCGACGUGUUCAAGACCAGCGUGUUCUCCGCUGGGAAGGGCGUGGCCGAGAAGGCGAGCCGCUGGUACUCCCGCCUCGCCACAUACACCACGCCCACCAAGGACGGGCACAGCGACCUCCUCGGCGUGGGGGAUCCCGACGGCUCCUCCCUGCUGGACCAGGAGGACUCUCGGGGGUCCGAGGGCUCCGCGGUCUCCCCGCGGAGCAUCGGCCCCGGGGGGCCGCGCAGGAGCCCCCUGCGCAACCGGCUGGACAGCCCGUCUGCAGGGUCCGGCCUCGGGAGACCCUCCUCUCUGCUGCCCGGGUGCGUGCUCUCUCCUCCCGGCUUCCCAGACAAGUCCGACCUCGGCUCAUCGCUCUACACCAGCAGCACCAGCAUCUUCAACAACUACGCCAUGGAGCUGCUGAUCUCCAGCUGCUCCCGCUGCAGGUCAUGUGACUCUCUGGUCUACGACGAGGAGAUCAUGGCCGGCUGGACGGCGGACGACUCCAACCUGAACACCACGUGUCCGUUCUGCGGGAACCCGUUCCUCCCCUUCCUGAACGUGGAGAUCCGGGACAUGAGGGGACCCGGCAGGCUGUUCCUGAAGGGCAGCCCGUCGGUGGACGAGGCCAUGACCUCGUCGUGCUCCGCCUCCACCGGUCUGGACUCCUCCUCCUUGUCCACACCCUGCCCCAGGACCGCCCUCUCCCCCCCCUCCCCCGUGGUCGCUGUGCAGGAGUGUUUGGGGAGUGGAAGGACUCCUCCCCCCAGAGCUCAGGGGAUCAGCGUCCUCUCUCCGCCACCGGGGGCGCCGCUGGGCCGCAGCGUCAGCGCCUUCGGGCCUCUGGACGAGGAGCCGCGUCUCGCCCGCCGCGUGCCGACGUCGGGCAGCCUGCCCAGCCGCCUGCACGGGGCCACGGACCCCCUGGGCGUGGCGGCGGCGUGGCGGCGGCCCCGCCCCCAGCCGGUGACGGUGCCCUACCUGAGCCCCCUGGUGCUGUGGAAGGAGCUGGAGAGCCUCCUGGAGAACGAGGGCGACCCGGUGAUCACGGCGGCGCCGCUGGUGGACCAGCACCCCAUCGUGUUCUGGAACCUGCUCUGGUACUUCAGGCGCCUGGACCUGCCCAGCAACCUGCCGGGCCUCGUGCUCACCUCAGAGACCUGCAACCGGGACGCCCAGGUCCCCCGGCCCUGUAUGUCAGAGGACAGUAAGCAUGUGCUGAUCCAGAUGUUGUGGGACAACCUGAAGCUGCAGCAGGACUCGGUGCAGCCGCUCUACAUCCUGUGGAACGCCUUCAAUGUGGGCUACCCUCUGCCUCGGCCCGUCCCUGAGGAGGAGCGGCCGCUCAGCGAGGAGCUGCUGCAGAGCGUCGUGAGGAGCAUCCAGAGGAACGAUGUCGGCCGGCCGCUGAGUCAGCUGCUGCCGCUGCUGAACCACACGGCCGGGGUCAGGAGGCAGAGGAGUUUGUACCGAGACAUCCUCUUCCUCUCUCUCGUGGCUCUGGGGAAAGACAACAUCGACAUUGACUCCUUCGACCGCGAGUACAAGCUGGCCUUCGACCGCCUGGCGCCGGGUCUGGUGAAGCUGACCCGCAACUGUGACCGGCCGCCCAGCACCGGGGUCAUGGAGUGCCGCCGCACCUUCGGAGAGCCUUACCUGUAACACACACACACAGACACACACAGGCACACACACACACACAAACACACACACACACACACCAUCGCUUUAGGACAAGCUCAGGAAUCCGGUCGGGAGACUGAAUGUUUUCGUGGUGUUUCAGCCUGAAGAUGAGCCCCGAGUCCCACGGUCCAUGAACACACCGUCAUCCUGAGGACUGUACAUACAGAGCGUCUCUUUGUAAACAUUUAUAAAGCAUAUUAGCAAUAUUUUAACUCUAUUUAUACAAAAUAAGCUUUAUUUAUUGUCCCGUCCGUGUGUCCGGAUGGAUUCAGUGUCUUUAGCUUUUGUGUGUUAACGAGUCGAAACAUCGAAGAAACACAAGAAAUGCCCCAAAGAUCAAUAAAACAAUAACAUAAAUAAAAACAAUAAAUAAACAAGAACAAUAAAACCAAACAUCGCUCAACUUCUCAGAGGAAACGAUGAAGCGUUUCGUGGUCAGAGCGGUCGGCAGGUAUUCCUCGAAUGAAAGGAAGCGUUCGUCACACGUGAUGCGUUCAUGGCCCGUCAGAAAAAUGAACGUCAGAAGAAAAUGGUGUUUUUUUUACCGCUUCAGUUUGAUCCCGGGGCGAUUGUUUAAAGAAAACUACUUUCUGAGGGUUAGAACAGCUUUCAGAGCGUGUGGUGCCUCUUGUGGCUGAAAUGAGUAUUACAACAACAAACACACAACGUCACACCACAGGACAGAAUCUUCAUAUUUAGGAUGGAACAAGUUUUCAUUCUCACGUCAGAGUCGGACUGAAUGUUUGAAUGAAGCUUUCUGCUGAAGAGACGUUCAGGUCCAAAACGGGAUGUCAGCGCCGGUACUUUCAGUGGAGCGUUUUGUCUCUUCAAGGUUUUUUCCGGUUCCUCACAAACAACCGGCAGCAUUUCUCAAAACAGAAUUCAUCUCGUAGUUUUCAUCUUUUUGUUUUUUGUCUGUUUUUACCACGUUGUACUCGCCAAAAUAAAAGCUCAAGCAGCUACGAUGAAGUCCGUAGAAACCGGAGCGGAAGCUUCAGCUCCUUCAGAGACAUCGAGAUAAGAGUUCCUGGACACUUAAACACUUAAAUCACACGAUGAGGUGAAAAUAUAGAGAAUAAAUGAACAAAUACUGGCCUCAAAAAAAAUAAAACAUCAACGUUAAGAGUCAAGAACAGCUGAUUUAGAAAAUACAUGACAUUAAUAUAUGACAUUAAUAUAUGACAUUAAUAUAUGACGUUAAUACAUGACGUUAAUAUAUGACGUUAUUUUAUUAUAGAUUUUAUAAAGUUAAUAAUUAGUCGCCAUGACAGAUCGUCUCUGUGUUUAUUUUAUCAAACUUUAUCAAAACACAAAAAUAACUACAAACUCUUCACAUUGUGUUUUAUUUUGUUGACUUCUCGAUGAACAAACGUCUCAUUUGCACAUUAAAAAAAAGUUCAUAUUUGAUUUCCGCUGAAACUUUAAAUUUUCUCUCUGAUGAAAGUUGUUGUUCUUCGAUUCUGAUGAAACUGGAGAAGAAGUUGUUGUUGUUUACGGCUGAAGGAGGACCCUCUGGACCCACAAGGGUCUCAUGAGCCUCAGGUCCCUCUGGACCCUUGAGGGUCUCUCUGGACCCUCUGGACCCUCCAGGACUCGGGGGCCCAGCUGGGGGGUCACGUUGUACAUUUGUAGAAUCACAUUUUAUAAGAUGUGCUGAAGUUCCUGUGAGACGUUGACGAGGUUCUUCUGUAGCAAAUAAAACCACUUCAUCUCA
Messenger RNA from Pseudoliparis swirei, 7620 nucleotides. Its product is annotated as C-myc promoter-binding protein-like. Gene Ontology annotation, cellular component: cytoplasmic vesicle; ESCRT I complex. The record is from RefSeq and is a predicted model, not a curated record. Bases 267 to 5885 code for a protein of 1872 amino acids. Gene Ontology annotation, molecular function: protein binding. Lineage: Eukaryota; Metazoa; Chordata; Actinopteri; Perciformes; Liparidae. The transcript has 33 exons. Gene Ontology annotation, biological process: regulation of Rab protein signal transduction.